Messenger RNA from Dipodomys spectabilis (banner-tailed kangaroo rat), 486 nucleotides. It is a transcript of the gene Rplp2, whose product is annotated as ribosomal protein lateral stalk subunit P2. Lineage: Eukaryota; Metazoa; Chordata; Mammalia; Rodentia; Heteromyidae. The transcript has 5 exons. Gene Ontology annotation, biological process: cytoplasmic translational elongation. Gene Ontology annotation, molecular function: structural constituent of ribosome. Gene Ontology annotation, cellular component: cytosolic large ribosomal subunit; ribosome. Bases 103 to 450 code for a protein of 115 amino acids. The record is from RefSeq and is a predicted model, not a curated record.
GCUUCUGGGUAGCGGUUAACCCCCGCCCCUGGCGCGGGCGUCUUCCUUUCGCUUCCUGACGCCGCCGAGGUCGCACGCUUCAGCCCGCCGGUCGCCGCCAGCAUGCGCUACGUCGCCUCCUACCUUCUGGCCGCCCUCGGGGGCAACUCCUCCCCCAGCGCCAAGGACAUUAAGAAGAUCCUGGACAGCGUGGGCAUCGAGGCGGACGAUGACCGGCUGAACAAGGUGAUCAGUGAGCUGAAUGGGAAGAACAUUGAGGAUGUCAUCGCCCAGGGUGUUGGCAAGCUUGCCAGUGUGCCUGCUGGUGGGGCUGUUGUUGCUUCUGCUGCGCCCGGCUCUGCAGCUCCUGCUGCUGGUUCUGCCCCUGCUGCAGCAGAAGAGAAGAAAGAUGAGAAGAAAGAAGAGUCCGAGGAAUCAGAUGAUGAUAUGGGAUUUGGCUUGUUUGAUUAAAUUCCUGGUUCCCUGCAAAUAAAGCCUUUUUAUGUA